Anoplopoma fimbria (sablefish) is the source of this 981-nucleotide messenger RNA. It is a transcript of the gene rxfp3.3a1, whose product is annotated as relaxin family peptide receptor 3.3a1. Gene Ontology annotation, biological process: G protein-coupled receptor signaling pathway; immune response. The record is from RefSeq and is a predicted model, not a curated record. Lineage: Eukaryota; Metazoa; Chordata; Actinopteri; Perciformes; Anoplopomatidae. Gene Ontology annotation, cellular component: membrane. The coding region runs from base 1 to 981 and encodes 326 amino acids. The transcript has a single exon. Gene Ontology annotation, molecular function: G protein-coupled receptor activity.
AUGGAUGAGGAGAAUGAGAGCGUCUGUGUGAACAGCUCACUAGAUGAGGUUGACUGCUUCAGCAACCUGGAGGACAUGGACGUGUCGGCCGACGGGAGCCUGAGGUUCCUCAUCUGCGUCGUGUACUCUGUGGUGUGCGCUGCGGGUCUGAUCGGCAACCUGCUGGUCAUCUUCUUCAUCAGGGUGAAGCAGGAGAGGAAGAAGUCCACGGUCAACUUAUUCGUGCUCCACUUGGCGGUGACGGACCUCCAGUUCGUCCUCACUCUGCCCUUCUGGGCCGUGGACACCGCGCUGGACUUCAGCUGGCCCUUUGGAGACGCCAUGUGCAAGAUCAUCCUCUCGGUCACCGUGAUGAACAUGUACGCCAGCGUGUUCUUCCUCACGGCCAUGAGUGUGACCCGCUACUGGUCGGUGGCCUCGGCCCUGAAGAACAGGACAGCGCACAAGUCCUGCUCCUCCAGAUGGACGUGCGUAAUCAUCUGGACACUGGCGACUCUGGCCACUGCGCCAACCUCGAUCUUCUCAACUCUCAGCAACGUGACCGGAGAGAAGCUGUGUCUGCUGAGGUUUCCAGGUGGGCAGUACUGGCUGGCAGUCUAUCACAUCCAGAAGAUACUUGUGGGUUUUGUUCUGCCCAUGUCCAUCGUGUCCAUCAGCUACAUCAUGCUGCUGCGUUUCAUCAGCAGCAGGAGUAUGAAAACCAGCAACCCCAAACGGAGAACCCAAGUUACCAAAUCCAUCACCAUCGUGGUGUUGUCCUUCUUCCUGUGCUGGAUGCCGAACCAUGCCAUCACCUUGUGGAGUGUCCUGGUCAAACUGAACGUGGUGAACUGGGACAGAGCCUAUUACAUAGUCCACACAUAUGUGUUCCCUCUGACCGUCUGUCUGGCUCACACCAACAGCUGUCUGAACCCGGUUAUUUACUGCCUCAUGAGGAAGGAGUUCAGGAAUAAACUGAGGAGUCUGAUACACAGAGGGUGA